AUGGGCAGGACAGAAUGGGGAGGCGCGGAUGGGGACGACGACGUGGGCAGUCCGGGGAGGGCGGAGGGGCCGACAGCGGAGGAGGCGGGGAAGCGGAGGGAGCGCAUGGGGGCGGAGAUGCGCAAGGCGGUGGCGCAGCUGGACAAGGCGGAGCCCGCCGCCGUUAUCGACGGGUUGCAGCGCCUGCACGCGCGCAUCGUGAAGCACGGCGCGCGGGCCGUCGACGCGUACGUGCGCGUGUCGCCGCCGGACUGGCUGCAGCUGCUCCGCCUGUGGGACGCCUGCCACCGCCGCGGCGCCUCGCACCAGGUGGCUCUCCCCCUCAUGGCGGUGCUGGCGGACAUCCUCGCCCUCGCCGCGCACACGCCGCGCCCUCUCCCCCACACACCCGCGCGCGCCCCUCCCUCCGUCCCUCCACCUGUGCUGGGCGCGCCUCUGUCUCUCCCCCGCCGCAUAGAGGCGUUGGCGCGCGCCCUGCUGCCGCGGUGCUGCAGGAAGGGCGGCCUCUACGCGCAUCUCUCCUCCCCUUCCCACGCGCACGCCACCUCCGCCCUGCGCCUGCUGCUCGCGCUCUCCCUCAUCACCCCCGCCCUCACGCGCUACCUCCUCCUCUCCUUCGACUUCUCCCUCCCUGCCCUCCCCGCCCUCACCCAGCCCCCCGCGCCCUCCCAGGCGCCGGGCAGCGGGGGGAGAGGGAGAGGCGAGAGGGGGAAGCACGUGGGCGCACGAGGGGGGGCAGCAGGCGCCGUGUUCUGGUCUGGCACACCAGCGGUGGUCGUGGGCGGCGAGCAGGGGGAGCAGGCGGAGCAGGGGGAGCUGGGGGAGGAGGGGGAGGAGUUGGAAGAGGGGGAGGAGGGGGACGAGGGGGUCGAGGGGGCGCUAGGGGUGUUGCUGGGCAAGCAAGGGGAGGGGGCGUGCGCGGACGUUGGGGAGGUGCCAGCGCGCGUGCUGAUGGCGGAGUGGGUGGUGGCGUGCCUUUCUGUGGCGGACGCCGCCACUCUCACGCACGCCCUCGUGGCGCACAGGCACAACCUGGCCGGCAUUCUCUGGCGUCUAGUGGGCGACCACCCCGUGACAGCUGGCAAGGUGUUGUGGGUGCUGCAGGCGCGGGUCAUGGCUGCCAGUAGCAAUGUGCCACGUGGCCUGCAGGGAGCUCUGUUCGGGGAUAGUGCGCUUGAACAGAUGGCGCGUGUGGCGGGGAGGGAGGAGGGGGGCGGCGGGGAGGGGGGUGCGGGGGCGGUGGCAGCAGGGAUGGCGCUGCAGGUGCUCCUGGCCGUGUGCACGCACGCCCGCCAUGGCGUGCUCGUGGGGGGAAGUGGGGGGGGCGCGCUUCAGGGGAGACCGCAGGAGGGGAUGGAAGAAGGGGGGGAGGGGGAGGAUAUGGCGGAGGAAGGGAUUGGAGCAGGGGGCAAGGAAGGGCAGGGGGGAGCGGCGGGCACGGAGGGUGCGGGAGGGGUGUGGGAGGGGGAGUCGGGCAAGGGCGGAUUGGCCUCCUCCGCUGCCGAUUCCCAAGCCUCCUCUCAUUGGUCGGCCGGCAUGGAUCGUCUCAUUCGCCUCGCGCGUGGACUGCAUGUGCUGCAGUGUGCGGCGCACCGCUCGCUGCUGCUGGCCAUGGCCCAGGCGUGCCCUCCCCUGGCUGCCGCCUACCUGCAGCGCCCUCCCUUCUCGCUGCACCCCACGCCGCAUGCCCACUGGUUCGCGGGCAUGGCCCUGGUGAGCCGCCUCGUGCGCAUCUGCUCCACAAUGCCCCUCCUCUCCGCCUCCGCGCCCUUCUCCCUGCACCUCCCCUCGCCCAACGUCUCUCCUCUCCUCGCCCGCGUGCUCCCCCCGUGCCUUCCGCGCCCCGCUCUCACGCGCGCCCUGCUGCACCGCUCGCCCCGUGUGCGCCUGCUGGCGCUCUGCACGCUGCUCGACUGCCUCUCCGCCGCCCUGCCCCUCCUCGCCCUCGCCCUCCCCCUCGCCGCCACGCACGCCGGCGCGGGUGCAGCGGGAGAGGCAGAUGAGGGAGGCGAGGGAGGGUUGUGGUGGGCGAGAGCGAAUGAGGGUGGGGAUGGGGGAGAGAGGACGAGCGAGGUGAAUGUGGAGGCGGUGGAGGCACGGCAGGUGGCGGGCAGGUAUUGGAGCGUGGUGGUGGCGGGAGUGCGCGUGCAUGUGGUGGGCGCCGUGCCCGACGUGCAGAUCGUGCUGGGCGUGCUGGCUGCCUCUCAGCCCAGCAGGGGCGAGGGGGGCGCGGACGAGGGCGGACACGUGGCCCCACGAGAGGGGGCAGUGUGUGGGGUGAGGCGGGCAGGGGGCGCAGGGGAGGGCGGCAGGCGGAAGAGAGGGCGGGGUGCAGCAGGUGAGUGGCAGGUGAUGGAGGACGGGGGGGGUGAGGGGGAGGAGGGGAAGGAGGAGGAGGGGGAGGGAGAGAUGGGAGAAGUAGAGGAAGAAGCGGAGGAAGAGGAGGGGGAGGAGGGGGAGGAGGGGGAGGAGGUGGGGAUGGAUGAUGAGAUGGAUGACGAGGAGGAGGGAGGGCGCUGGUCGGUUCGCCUGCUGUUGCACUGCAAGGCUCUGCGCCUCCUCGCUCUCUACCAGGUACUCCUCGCUCUCUACCAGGUACUCCUCGCUCUCUACCAGGUACUCCUCGCUCUCUACCAGGUACUCCUCGCUCUCUACCAGGUACUCCUCGCUCUCUACCAGGUACUCCUCGCUCUCUUCCAGGUACUCCUCGCUCUCUACCAGGUACUCCUCGCUCUCUACCAGGUACUCCUCGCUCUCUACCAGGUACUCCUCGCUCUCUACCAGGUACUCCUCGCUCUCUACCAGGUACUCCUCGCUCUCUACCAGGUACUCCUCGCUCUCUACCAGGUACUCCUCGCUCUCUUCCAGGUACUCCUCGCUCUCUACCAGGUACUCCUCGCUCUCUACCAGGUACUCCUCGCUCUCUACCAGGUACUCCUCGCUCUCUACCAGGUACUCCUCGCUCUCUACCAGGUACUCCUCGCUCUCUACCAGGUACUCCUCGCUCUCUUCCAGGUACUCCUCGCUCUCUACCAGGUACUCCUCGCUCUCUUCCAGGUACUCCUCGCUCUCUUCCAGGUACUCCUCGCUCUCUACCAGGUACUCCUCGCUCUCUUCCAGGUACUCCUCGCUCUCUACCAGGUACUCCUCGCUCUCUACCAGGUACUCCUCGCUCUCUUCCAGGUACUCCUCGCUCUCUACCAGGUACUCCUCGCUCUUCACCAGAGGGUGGUGCCGGCUGCUGUGGCCGCCUGCCACGUGGAUCCGCUGCGCUUCCUGCGCGCCGACCUGCCCUCGCUGCCCCCCCCCUUGCUGCGAGCCACUCUGCGCCUCCUCCUCGCCUUCUUCCCACCUCCUUCUCAACGCACCCUCACAUUCCCCGGGCCUGGGACUGGAGGAUCGCACAGCACGCUGCCCCUGCCUGCACCGGCUGAAGCGCCACCGGCUGGGGACGAGUCCCUCUGCACCUUUCCGCUGCACAGCCACCUGCUGCCGCUGCUGCUGCUGCGCCUCUCCCCCCCGCCCGCUGACCUCGCGCCCGAUGUUGACUGGCUCUGCACCGCUGCCAUGCUCUCCUCACAUGCAUUCCAUGCCCGCCAAUCAGAGGCUGUCAUCUGGCUUCGCUUCCUGCCCACCAUGGCGCCUGGCAGUGCUGGCAGCAGUGCGGCGGCAGCACGAGGGGUGGCGGCGUUUCUGGCGGAUGCCGUGGCGUGUGUGGCCCGCGCGCCCCUCAAGUACCUGCUCGCCCUCCCUGCCGCCUCUCCACCCCCCGCCCAUGCAUCCCACUGCCCCUCCUGCCGUGCCCGGGGCCACACCCCCAUGGGCUCCCUGGGUCCCUUCCCUGCCUGCAUUCUCACCAACUGCAUCAAAGUGCUGCAUGCAACCUCCCCCUCCCCCGCCUCCUCCUCUUCCUCCUCUUCCUCCUCCUCCUCUCUGCCAGUGCAGCUUGCCAUCGCCACCUUCACCUGCAACGCCCUCACGCACCUCAUCUCCCUUCAGCGCCCGCUCAAACCAUGUCUUGCCACGUGCAUGCUGCUGCUGCAUCCACACACUCAUUCCCUCCUUUGUCCGUUCCUGCACCCUCCUGUGUCUGUGCCUGCACCCUCCUGUGUCCGUGCCUGCACCCUCCUGUGUCCGUGCCUGCACCCGUUCUGUCCGCCUUGUCCUGCCCGCCUCUUCUCUUCUCGUUGCCGUGGCUAUCAACAGGAAUGCCCUCUCCCGCUCGCUGCUCUCAUCACUCACAUCCUCCGCCCUGCCCUGUCCUCCUCCUCUUCCACCACCACCUCCCCCUCCGCCUCGUCCUCCCCCACGCCACACGGUCGCCCCCCUCUCUCUGCGUCGCUGCUCUGCCUGCAAGCGCUGCUGGAGUCGGCCGCCUCGCUGCUUCCUGCUCAAGCUGAGGGGCAGCCCGCGGGGAGGGGAAAGAGGCCGCACAGUGCGGCUGGGGCGGGUACUCACAGCUGCGACGCCUGUGAUGCUGGCAAGCGCGCAGCAGUGGAGGCAGCAGUGGGGGCGGCAGAGGCGGAGCAAGCGAGUGGCAGGGACGCUGCCCUCUCACACUUCACUCUCGCCCUCUCCUCUGCCCAUCCACCCUCGCUCAUCUCCCUCCUCCCUCGCCUCGCCUCGCUCGCUGCCUCCCUUCCUCCACCCGCCAUGCCUCUUCUCUCCUCCACUCUCUGUGCGCACGCCCUCCUCCCCUCGCUGCUGCCAGUGCACGCGCCUGUGCUGCUGGAAGCGAGUGUGCUGGCGCAGCAAGCACUGCUGCCUGCCGCCACCUGCCACCACCACCACAUGUCCCCCGCAGUGACCUCACCACUGCCUCUCCUCCUCCCCCCCAUGCCCUCUUCUCCCCACCCCUCCACGAUUGCUCUCUCCCACCUCCUCCUCUCCCUGCCCUUUGCGCCUCUGCUCUCCCUGUGCGUGCGCGCCCUGCUCGCCCCCCUCAAGCUCCACCGCCGCCUCGCCUCCUGCCUUGCUGCGCUGCUGCUGGCCCGCCUGCGCCUGCCGUCGCCCCCCGUGCUGCAAGAGAGGGCCGCAGGGGCAAGCCACGCACGCCUGGGCGAAGGAAGUUUGUGGGGGGAGAGGAGGGGGGAGGUGGGGAGGGCUGUUGUGUUUGAACUGGGGCGAGUGCUUGGCGUGGGUACGGCGGGGGGCGAGCAGGUGGGGGGGGCGGAGUGGAGGCGGCGGCAGCGCUGUGUGCGUGUGUGCAUGGCGGCACUGGAGGCCACCCUCAUGCCGCCACCGCUGCCCUCGCCCUCCCACCCCGUGCACGCUGACAGCGCGUGGAGCGACGGACGGGACGAGCAGGGGCAGCAGGGUGGAAUGGAGGAUGAGAGUGCUUCCGAGGGCACCCUUCUCCUAUGGCAGGCCUGUCAGCCAUUCCUGUGCGCCGCCCACCACUCCCUUGCUGCCUCCCUCGCGCCCUUCCUCCCUCCCCACUCCCCGUCCCCCCCUGCCUGCCCCUCGCCUGUGCGCUCUGCCUCGCAUGCGGUGGUGCUGGUGGCGCCAGGGAGGAGCGGCGAGGGCGGGGUGGGGGGCAGAGCGCAGGAGCAGAGCAGGGUGUGGCGACAGGUGGGAGGAGGGGCGCUGGGCGACUGGCACUUCGACUUCAACACCAGCUGUGUCACGUGGAGGGGGGAGGGAGAUGGCGGGGGAGGAGCGGAAGGGGCUGGGGAGGAGGCAGUGCAAGAGGAGGCAGCGCAAGGGGUGGCAGUGCCAGUGAGCGUGGUGGUGGCGCUGUGGCUCUCUCGUUUCAUUGCCCUGCCGUGCCACUCCUCCCCGUCUCCCCUUGUGCAGCCCGCCCCUCCCUGUGCCUCUGCUAUUCAGCCCGCUCUUGCCCCUUCCUGUCCGCACGUCACCCGUGUCCCCUCCUCGCCCUGCCUUGCCAGCCUGGCAGCAUGGGCGGGAUGGAUGGCAGCAGUGCUGCAGGGAAUGGCGCACGGGAGGAUGGCGGAUGGGAGCAUGGUGAUUGGGGGUGGGGCAGCAGGGGAUGGUGAGAGGGAGAGUGUGAGGGGGGCAUGUGAGCACAUGGCGUUGACAGUUGCAUGUGUCACAUUCCAACACGCCAAGGCAGCUGUGGGCGAGGGGCGUGGUGGGUUGCCGUGGGUGGCCCCACAGCCACUGCCGCAGGCACUGCAGCACAGCACUUCACGUGGGGGGGCGAACGUGUGUGCGCAUGGGGCGCUCACAGCGCUGGUGGAGGCGGCCCUGCACGCGCUGCUCACACGGGCCACACGCCAAGCAGAGCACACAGCUAUCGCGGCACUGGAAGCUGCCGUGCACCUGCCCUGCCUGCACAUCUGGCCAAGCCCUGUGGCGUGCCACGCACCGUGCUCGCACGUGGCGCGUGUGUGCCCUGCAGCCCUUGAGCGGCGCGUCAUUCACUCGUGCGUGCACCACCCCUCGUGGCGCCGUGGCAACCUGCUCUCGCUGCUCCUCGCUGCUCACGCACGCCCUGAGGAGCGCACAGGGAGCAGCAGGGUGGCGGGCGAGGUGGUGCAGGCUGUGGCUGAGUGGAUGGGUGGCGAGGAGAGGCAGUGGUCGGGCGCACGCUCAGCGAAGGGUGUGAGGGGCAGGGCGGAUGCAGGAGGUGGUGUGGGGCAUGCGUGGUGGCAGGAUGGGGACGGGUGGAUACGCAUGCUCAUGCUGCUGCCUGCAGUGGCUGUUGCUGUGGGCGAGGAGGGCGAGGGUGGAGGGGCAGCAGGUACGAGUAUGGUGGCGUGCACGUACAGAGACAUGCUCCUCGCCCUGCUUUCUCCCUGCACCCCGCCCUAUACCGCCGCAAUCACCCCUCCCUGCCACCUUCCCCUCUCCCAUCUUCCUCCUCACAUCCUUCCCUCCUUGCUAUCGUACGUCCCCGCUCUUCUCCACUCGCUGCUGCUCGCUCAUCCCCUCCCCCGCUUGCGCCUCGCCUCGCUCGUCCACGUGGUGGUGCCACACGAGCAGCAAGAGGGCGGUAUGCAGGGGGGAGGCAAGGGCGCACGUGGAAAAGGGAGGGGCAGUGGGAACGGCAGGGGGGAGGUGGAGGACAGUAGAGGAGGGGUGAUUGGAGGUGGGGGGUGGCGUGUGCAGGGGGGCUGUGUGACGGCUGACUCGCUGCUGCAGGUGGCACUGGCGUCCCGGCUGGCCUGCACCGGCCCCGUGCCCACGGCGCCCUGCAGCACUGGUAGCGCUGCUGGUGCUGGCAGUGCCGGCGCUGGCAGCUGCAGUGGGGAGAGGGAGAGCACGAGAAGGGUUUGGGGAACACCUGCUGCACAGAUGAGGGUUUUGGCUGCCCUUUUGAAUCUUCUUGGAAGCAUCUUCCCUCUCGCACCAGAGGCACAAGUGGCUGUGGUGACGGGCAGUGGUGGUGGCAGUGGGUGCGGGCAAAGAAAGCGUGUGGGGGGAGAAGGUGAGAGGGCAGUGGGUGGUGGGCGGGUGACAAUGGCAGCGAGAGAGCUUCAGCAGGUGGCUGCCGUGCACGUGGCUCGUGUGGCCACGCACCUGGCACGUGCACUCACUGCUGCUCCACCUGCUCCCGUGUCGCCACACCCGCCACCAUCUCCCACCGCCCCGCUCGUCCCCCUGCCUCUGCUGCAGCACGGCCUGGCCUCGCUGCGCCUUGCAGCCGUGGCGUGCCUCAAGCACCGCUUCGCCCACCCUCUCGCCUUCCACUCCCUCACCCUCGCCUGCCGUGCCCUGCUCGCCGCCGCCACUGCCCCCUCCGUGCACCCACCGAAGCAUCCCGUGCCAGCAGCACCGCCACCGUCACAAUCGCCGUCACAAGCCGCGGCAGCAGCGGUGUCCAGCGUGGGGUGCGCCCUCUUGGACCUCCUCCUCGCGCACUCUCGCACUCUGCCUCUCCUCCUCUCCCCCUCCGCUGGCCCCUCCGCCGCCCCCCUGCCUGCAGCGCUGGCCCACCAACUGCACAAGGACAGCAGCAGAGCUGUAUCGCUCCCGUCGCCCCUCUCCCUCAUCCCCUCUCCCCUCCUCCCCGAUCUCCCCCUCAUUGCCGCAUCCUGCCCGCCCUCUUCUGCUCGCAGUCCUCCCGGGGCAGCGUGGCAGGUGCAAGAGGGGCAGCGAGAUGCAGACAGGGAGGAGUUGGGGGAGGAAGCAGAGAUGGGGGCAGGCGUUGAGGUGAAGGUGCGGGCCAGUGAGCUCCUGCACUCGUGCCUUCACUCCCCCAUGCUCUGGCCGCUCGCACUGCCAUGCGAGGCACCAAACCAUGCAACGAGGGAGGGAAGAGAGGGUGGAGAGGGGGAGAGGGCUGACGGGGAGGCAGGAAAGCGAAGGAAGAGGACGAGGGGAAAGGGAGGAUCAGAGGGGGAUGAGGAGGGCGAGUGUGCAGGUGAGGGCGCAGCGCGGUUGGAAUUGCUGCGGCUGAUGACUGUCUUCUUGCGAAUGAGGCUAUGCCACGUGUCUGGCCGUGUGUGCUCCUCGGCGUGUCGCCGUGCCAUGCAGUCGCUCUUUGCGCUGCUGCUCGCCCUCUACGGCGCCACCCUCAGCCCCACCGACCGCGCGCUGCUCGCCCUCAUGCACCUCCUCACACGCCUUGCACGCCGCGACAUGCCACGUGCGGCAGCCCACAUCGAGGGGGGGGAACAGCAAGCUGCGCAGGCAGCAAGGGAUGCUGAUGGGGUGAGCGCGGUGGGUGCAGAGGAGUUCCUGGGUUUUGAGUGGUUUGACUAUCUUUGGGGCCAGGGGGCCGCAUCACGCUGGGAGUGGCAGCAGGGGAGGGGACGAGCACCAGCACAGGCAGGGGGUGAGGGCCAGGCAGAACGUGCUGCACAAGAUGGCAGGGAGAUGGGGGUAGCGAGGGGGAAGGAGGUGGGUGGGAAUGGUGAUGGUGUGUUUGAGGGGCGCGAGCAGCGGCAGUGGCGGUUCUGGUGGGAGGAGGCGGCGGUGGACGCCACGCGCUGUGGGCUGCUCGUGCUCGCCUUCCCUGCCCUCCGCCACGCACACCUGGGGGGGGAUGCAGGCGAGCAGGGGCGAGAUGGAGAGGGAGGGGGAGUGGAGGACGUGGAGCAGGAGAGCGAGGGGGUGAGUGAGUGGAUGGGGCACGGGGGCACGCGCAUGUGCAUGUGCAGUGCGAGCUGCAGGGGAGGCCAGGGUGACCCUUGUGUGUGGCAGCAGGCUGGGAAGGGCCACCCCCUGCGCGGGUCAGCAGCAGCUCAGGACGUGGCGGUGCAGCAGGCCGCCUACGACCCCGCCUUCCUGCUCCCCUUCACCCUGCACGCCCUCUCCCGCCGCCUCCUCUCCCCCCGCAUGGCUGCCCGCUCCGGCCUCGUGGCGGCUGCCAUUGCCAGCCUGGCGUCGGCGCAGCACAGCAUGCGGCGCCUGGGCUACGCCACCCUCGCACUCUUCGCCGCUCUGCUCGAGGAGCAGGAGGAGGGGUGGAGGGAGCAGCACGCCGUGCAGCACGUGGUGCGCUGUGUGCGGGCCACCGUCACCACCACGUGGCAGCGCCUGCCGCGCCUCUCUGUGCUCUUCAUGGCGGAAAUGCUCCAAGUCAUGCACCUGGGGGGAGCCUCUCCUCUCUUUCCUCUCCUCUCCCAAUCGCUUCUCUCCCAACCAUCCUUCAACCCCACGACCGUGCCAUUGCUGCUGCCGUGCCUCAUGAGCGGCUCGCCCCACCACCGCGCCCAGCGCACGUGGCUGCUGCACCUCCUGGCCGCCCUCGCCCUCCCACCCUUCCAUGCCUCCUCUGCAGCCUCCGCCCCUUUGAUACUUCCCCUUGCCCCACAACCGGCUGCUGGAGGGGAAGGGCAAGAGAUGGGUGGUGGCAGGGGGGACGGUGACAAGGUCGGCAAUGGGGAUGGGGGCAGUGGCAACGCAGACGAAGGACACGAGGCUGGCAGUUUUGAGGGGGAUGCUGUUCUGCGGCGCCGCUUUGUUGUGGAGCUUCUGGGAAGUUUCUUCGCGUGUGGGGUGAGCGAUGUGUUCACCUGCAAGCUGAUUCUGCAGGUGCUGCGGCGCGUGUGCUGCCUGCCGUCGUACGCGGGCCACCUGGUGCGGCAAGGCGGGCUGCUGCUGUGGCUCACAGCCGUUGUGCUCUCUGCCUCGCACAGCCUCCACCGUGCCCACGCCCACACCGCCCACCUCGCUCUCCUGCUGCCUACCACUCCACGCGCACUGCAGCUCGCUGGAUCCCCUGCAGCCACAGCAGGAGCACCUGCUGCAGGGCGGGCAGAGGGGAGGCAGUCAGAAGUUGAUGUUCUAGCGCUCGCGGUGGAGGUGCUGCAUGGGCUGCUCUCAUGCCCAUGCAUGCAUGCAGCACUGCUCUCACAUGCUACCUCAACUUCCCAUCACCUCCUCCUCCUCACCUGUGCAUUGGAACGUGCGUUACACACAGUGUCUCACAGCACCCAGCCCCUCUCGCCCUCUUCCCUUGGGCUCGCAAGGCUCACCCAUGCUGCCCUGGUGCAGCUGAUUGCGGUGUUGCCAGAAUUCAGAAAGCACUUAGGGAAAUAG
This is a messenger RNA of Closterium sp. Naga37s-1, 10449 nucleotides long. NCBI's taxonomy places the organism in Eukaryota, Viridiplantae, Streptophyta, Zygnematophyceae, Desmidiales, Closteriaceae. The record is from the annotation of a GenBank genome assembly.